Trypanosoma rangeli is the source of this 756-nucleotide messenger RNA. RefSeq lists its product as uncharacterized. Lineage: Eukaryota; Euglenozoa; Kinetoplastea; Trypanosomatida; Trypanosomatidae. The record is from RefSeq and is a predicted model, not a curated record. Bases 1 to 756 code for a protein of 251 amino acids. The transcript has a single exon.
AUGGCCGCGCUUGAGUCUUUAAACUUUGAUGCCGAAACGGCCGUCCAUUACAUUCACUGUGUGAUUUCUGAUGUCCCGAUGAAUCUGGCGUUGUCAGAGUUGGCGCCAAUGGUGGUGCCAAGACCAGAGAGCGACACGGUGAAGGAGCUGGAGGCCGUGGGGUGUCGUAUUGUUCCGCACCAAAUUCAAAUGUUUAAAGAACGACUCGAACGAAAGUUUGGGUUUGUUACUUUUUUUAUCCAUGAAACUUCGCGAGCUGCAAGUGAUGAGGAGUUGCAUAAACUAGCACUCAGGUGGGUCCAUCGGGACCUUACACCUCAAUUGGGGUCUGUCAAGGCGUGCGUUGCGUUAGGGCAGCCACCUGAGUGUUACUCGUCGGUUCCGUUUCUGCGAGCGCUGCGCGAAGAGUGUACGUUUUUAGAUGCCAAGAAGGUAAAGAAUGUGAAGAAGUUGGAGACGUUUUUACUGACAAAGGUUUGUUUUUAUUCUGAAGGGUUGAAUUUGGACAAAAACAACAAGGAUGAGUUAAUGGGGGCUGAAAGGAAAAAUAAUGCGGGUGAGGCAUGGAAAGUUGUUGGUUCGUUUGGGAUGUCUUCUCUCACGUGGAGCGAGUUGUUAUGGCUUGUCCGUGAGCAUAGCGGGAUGCCUCCCGUUGUAGUCUCAAAGGGGAAUGUUGACAUUUCAAAAUGCGACAAGGAGGCACUUCGUACCUUUUUGGAGGAAACGCUUCUUCCGCUCAUAAGAGUUGUUGCGUAG